AUGGUGCGCAUGAACGUUCUGGCAGAUUGUCUGAAGACCCUCGUCAACGCUGAGAAGCGUGGACGCAGGCAGGUCCUGAUCCGGCCUUCUUCCAAGGUCAUCAUCAAGUUCCUCCAGUGCAUGCAGAGGAGAGGAUACAUCGGCGACUUCGAGAUUGUGGAUGACCACCGAGCGGGCAAAAUCGUCAUCGAGCUCCUCGGCAGAAUCAACAAGUGUGGUGUAAUCUCCCCCAGAUUUGACGUGCAGGUCGACAAGAUCGAGCAGUUCUGCUCUAACUUGCUGCCCUCUCGUCAGUUUGGUCACUUGGUGCUGACGACUGCGUACGGCAUCAUGGACCACGAGGAGGCCCGCCGCAAGCACACCGGAGGCAAGAUCUUGGGCUACUUCUUCUAA
This is a messenger RNA of Besnoitia besnoiti, 393 nucleotides long. Its product is annotated as ribosomal protein RPS15A. Gene Ontology annotation, molecular function: structural constituent of ribosome. The transcript is spliced from 2 exons. Gene Ontology annotation, biological process: translation. NCBI's taxonomy places the organism in Eukaryota, Apicomplexa, Conoidasida, Eucoccidiorida, Sarcocystidae. Bases 1 to 393 code for a protein of 130 amino acids. The record is from RefSeq and is a predicted model, not a curated record. Gene Ontology annotation, cellular component: cytosolic small ribosomal subunit; ribosome.